Molecule: messenger RNA, 197 nt
Organism: Sphaeroforma arctica JP610
Lineage: Eukaryota; Ichthyosporea; Ichthyophonida
Exons: 1
Source: RefSeq, a predicted model, not a curated record
AUGACAAGCUCUGGGAAUCACGACACAGCUCAUAAAGGUACCAAUAUAGCUGUGAAUCACGACACAGCUCAUAAAGGUGCCAAUAUAGCUGUGAAUCACGACACAGCUUAUAAAGGUGCCAAUAUAGCUGUGAAUCACGACACAGCUCAUAAAGGUGCCAUUAUAGCUGUGAAUGAGAACGGCGUAGCUGGGACGUG